AUGGCAGGCGGGUUAGAAAGAGUGUAUGGAACAGAGGAAGACAAAGUGAAUUGUUCAUUUUAUAUAAAAAUUGGAGCUUGUCGUUAUGAAAACAAAUGUUAAAGAAUUCAUAGCAUACCUCCAAUCUCUUAGACUAUUUUAUUCAAACAUAUGUAUUAAAACUCUCCAAUGGAAGUAGCAAUAGCUUCUGGAAAUGCAGUGUCUUAAGCGGGUAUUGAAGAGGCAUUGGAGAAAUUCGAAAACUUUUAUGAAGACGUAUUUUUGAAACUGGCAGAGUUUGGUGAGAUUGAAGAUUUGAUUGUAUGCGAAAACAUUGGAGAUCAUUUAGUGGGAAAUGUAUAUGUGAAAUACACAUCGGAAUUGUUUGCAGAGUCAUGUUUCAAUACUCUUUAGAAUUUAUCAUAUGAAAAUAGACCUUUGCAAAUGGAGUAUUCACCUGUUUUGGACUUUAGUAGUGCUAAAUGCAAAUAAUACAUUGAUGGGACAUGUUAGAGAGGAGGAGCAUGCAAUUACUUACAUCUUAAGAAGAUAUCGACAAAAUUCAAGAAGAGUUUAUUUAAUCAAAUGUAUGAGGAACACCCAGAAUAUAGAGAGAAAAAAGAGAAGGAAGUCGUUGAGUAAGACAAUUUAAUUGUUAUUCUGUUUAGAAAGAGUCCGAAGAAACACAAAAAGAAGGAGAAGAAAAGCAAUAAGAAGAAGAGUAGUAGUAGUAGGGAAUCAAGUCGCAGGAAUUCUAUUGAAAGACAGAAAAUGAUUAAUGAUUGGAAUGAAACUGGUAUCCAAAAUGUUUCAUAAGCACAAAAAAUGAUGUAUGGUAAUAAUAUGCCUGCUCCAGUUUAUACUCCUAAAGUAUCGAUGAGAACGAGUCCAGAAUUAUUGCAAUUGCAAUUGUAAUUGGCUGCUUUGAAGGAAUAGUUAGCUGCAAUUAAGAUGAGUUGA
Molecule: messenger RNA, 939 nt
Organism: Paramecium tetraurelia
Lineage: Eukaryota; Ciliophora; Oligohymenophorea; Peniculida; Parameciidae
Exons: 6
Biological process (GO): mRNA splicing, via spliceosome
Cellular component (GO): spliceosomal complex; U2AF complex
Molecular function (GO): pre-mRNA 3'-splice site binding; metal ion binding
Source: RefSeq, a predicted model, not a curated record